AUGGCUGGGUAUGUCAAGGUGCGUCUGGGUGCGUCUGGGUACGUCUGGGGUCUGGUUCACGAUGUGGCGUGUGGCUUGGCGCAUCUGCACGCCAGCAAUUUCAUCCAUCGUGACUUUAAAGCGCCCAAUAUUCUCAUUGCCGAGAAUUACGCAGGGAAGUUGACGGAUUUCGGGCUGGCAAAGGACGGGCCGGAUGCAGGGCAGACGCACGUGUCGACUCAGAUCAUGGGCACCAUGGGGUACUUGGACCCACGAUAUGCCGAGACAGGUCAGCUGACAGUGAAGAGUGACGUGUAUGCCUAUGGGGUGGUGCUUCUAGAGCUCCUCACAGGCAAGAAGGCGAUGGGAAUCAGCCCCGGGGGCAAACCCAAGACCCUCACCUCCUGGGCGCGCCCGUACCUCAACAAGGCUCGGCCGGACCUGGAGUCGCUUGUCGACCCGAACCUGAUCGACCCGUUCCCAGAGAAGGUGGCUCGGACGCUGGCGAUUUCUGCAAAGCACUGCAUUCAGGAUGACACCAACAUGCGACCCAUGAUGAGCGAUAUUGUCGACACGCUCCGGCCGCUCAACACGGCCAUUAAUGGCCGCCGCUAG
Closterium sp. Yama58-4 is the source of this 594-nucleotide messenger RNA. The record is from the annotation of a GenBank genome assembly. Lineage: Eukaryota; Viridiplantae; Streptophyta; Zygnematophyceae; Desmidiales; Closteriaceae.